Molecule: messenger RNA, 1200 nt
Organism: Miscanthus lutarioriparius
Lineage: Eukaryota; Viridiplantae; Streptophyta; Magnoliopsida; Poales; Poaceae
Source: the annotation of a GenBank genome assembly
AUGAACGGGGAGGUGGAAUGUAGCGUGUGCCAUGCGAAGGUGCCGGUGCCGCCGGCGGUGUCGAAGGCGUACGACAGCCACCGGAGCACCGUGUCGUCGCGGCAGCGCGCGCUAAACGUGCUCCUCGUCUCCGGCGAUUGCGUCCUCGCCGGCCUCCAGCCUAUAUUAGUGUACAUGUCAAAAGUGGAUGGGAAAUUCAAAUUUAGCCCAAUCAGUGUGAAUUUCUUGACAGAGAUUACAAAAAUUAUCUUUGCCAUUGUCAUGCUGUUCAUCCAGGCUAGACGUCUAAAGGUGGGAGACAAGCCACUCCUCACAGUAUCAAUAUUUCUGCAGGCUGCUCGCAAUAAUGUUCUUCUUGCAGUACCUGCUUUUCUCUAUGCUAUCAACAACUAUUUGAAGUUCAUAAUGCAGUUAUAUUUUAAUCCUGCUAGCGUGAAAAUGCUGGGUAAUCUCAAGGUUCUAGUAAUCGCUGUGCUUCUAAAGAUGAUAAUGAGGAGGCGAUUUUCCAUAAUCCAGUGGGAGGCCCUUGCCCUUUUGUUAAUCGGAAUAUCUGUUAAUCAGCUGAAAUCAUUGCCAGAAGGUUCUAGUGCACUAGGUCUUCCUGUUGCAGCUGGAGCCUACCUAUAUACACUAUUUUUUGUAACAGUUCCCGCAUUGGCUUCAGUUUACAAUGAAAAGGCUCUUAAAAGCCAGUUUGAUACCAGUAUUUACCUUCAGAACUUGUUUCUGUAUGGUUAUGGUGCGAUAUUUAACUUUCUUGGGCUUGUGAUCACUGCCAUCAUCCAAGGGCCCAGUAGCUUUAACAUUCUGGAAGGACACUCAAAAGCCACAAUGUUUCUUAUCUGCAACAAUGCUGCACAGGGCAUACUGUCGUCAUUUUUCUUCAAGUAUGCAGAUACAAUUUUAAAGAAGUACUCAUCAACUAUUGCAACUAUCUUCACCGGAGUAGCAUCUGCUGUAUUGUUUGGCCACACACUGACGAUAAAUUUUGUUCUUGGAAUUUCAAUAGUAAUCAUAUCUAUGCAUCAGUAUCUUUCUAACCAAAUUAAGGGCGAAGUGCCUAGCAGCAAAGUUGAAAUGGCUGAAGCCCAUGAUCACAGCAGAAAGGAACCUAGUUAUGUCAAUGUGCCUGAUUCAGUGGCAAGUGAGGCUAAACACCGCCAUGGAUCUGACGAGAGGCAGCCACUUCUUCCUGUAUGA